Coregonus sp. 'balchen' is the source of this 1006-nucleotide messenger RNA. The record is from the annotation of a GenBank genome assembly. NCBI's taxonomy places the organism in Eukaryota, Metazoa, Chordata, Actinopteri, Salmoniformes, Salmonidae.
AUGAAUGAUCCGUCUGUGGAAUUGGACUGUCCUCCUGACCAUGACUACUGCAACAGUACUGAACCUGCUACGCUGGAUAUGUCCCUUGAACACAAUGAAGAACUUGGUGUAGAGAUAGCAAGGCUCCGAAAUCAAAUUAACUAUCAGCAGCAAGUUCUGCUUGGAGCGGUUUGCUGGAUCUGAUGAUGACAUAAGGUUUUUCACAAGGUAAAUUAAAAUGUCCAAUGUGUUUAAUAUAUAGGCCUAUGUAUUUGAGCUGUCAACAAUGAAUAUUAUUAUUAUCUGUUUAAAUGUUGCAUGUGUGAUGUGUGUUGUUGUAAGCUACUGGAAACCUUUAAUUUCCCUCGGGAUGAGUAAAGAAUCUAUCUAAAACUAUCUAGAUCUAGGCUAUCUACUAUCACAUUAAUUGUAUUUUAAAAUACUGAGAAGAGCAGUAAGCAAAAGGACUGAUGUGUGCGUGGUCCAGUUUCUGAACUUAGUGCCAAAUGUUCUAAGAUGUUGUAUAACUGUCAAUAAGGAUGCUAACAUGCUUGCAAUUUAAUGGUGUGUAUGAACACUUAACAUAUAGAAAUGUAUCACGUAUGUCCCACAGGUUUGCAAGUCAUGCCCACCUGAUGGCCUUUUGGAAGCAGAUAGAGCCAGCCACCUGCAAGAUCAUACGGGUGACAAAAACACGAAGUGUAGCAAAGACUGAUGAGGUCCCUCACACUGGCAAUGCAAUGGUGAAUAUAUUUUACAGUUGUUCUUACAAAGCAAGAUAUAUUGCAUCAUCUUAUCAUCUUGAAAGUUAAGCCAGUAACAAUCUAUUUGUGCAAUGAGGUAAUAAUGGAAUUCUUACUAUUUUCAGGUUCUUCAACCCAUUGACACAUUUUUUCUCUUCAUGAAUUACUUGUCAUUGGGUCUGAUGCAGAAGGAUCUGGCCCACAGAUUCAAAAUCCACCAGUCAACUGUAAGCCGCAUCAUAAAUACAUGGGAUAACUUCCUGUAUACUGUACUAGGGGCUGUG